Schizophyllum commune H4-8 is the source of this 1363-nucleotide messenger RNA. RefSeq names its product t-SNARE. Gene Ontology annotation, biological process: vesicle fusion; intracellular protein transport; exocytosis. Gene Ontology annotation, cellular component: SNARE complex; endomembrane system; plasma membrane. NCBI's taxonomy places the organism in Eukaryota, Fungi, Basidiomycota, Agaricomycetes, Agaricales, Schizophyllaceae. Bases 5 to 1021 code for a protein of 338 amino acids. The transcript has 8 exons. The record is from RefSeq and is a predicted model, not a curated record. Gene Ontology annotation, molecular function: SNARE binding; SNAP receptor activity.
CACCAUGGCAAGAGACAGACUCGCAGCUAUGCGGGCCCAGCAGCAGGGCGGCGCAUACAACACUAGCAACAACUCGUAUCCCUCCCAAGCAGCCGGAGGCUACGGUGGCGGCGCUGGCGGCGGCGGAGGCUACGGCCAGGGCGGGGGUUACGAGAUGGCAGAGGUCAACGCCCCCAGCGCUGGCGGUGGUGACAUGUCCGCAUUCUACACCGAGAUCUCCUCUAUCCAGGACAGCCUGCGCCAGUUCAACGAGAAUGUCGCGCGUAUCGGCGAGCUGCACUCGCGGUCACUCAACAACAUGGACGACGUCGCGGCGCAGCGCAAUGCCUCGCAGCUCGACGACAUGAUUGAGGAGACGAGCGCGCUGAGCGCGACGUUGAAGCGUCGCAUCAAGUCCCUUGAAAAACAGGGCGGCGCGGGGCGCGACGGUCAGAUUCGCAAGCAGCAGACCGCCCUUGUGAAGUCCAAGUUCGUCGAGGCCAUCCAAAACUACCAGACCGUCGAGCAGCAGUACCGCACAAAGUACAAGCAGCGCAUGGAACGCCAAUUCAAGAUUGUCAAGCCUGAUGCCUCACCCGAGGAAGUGCGCGCCGUCGUGAACGACGAGCAGGGCGGCCAGAUCUUCAGCCAAGCUCUCAUGAACUCGAGCCGGUACGGCGAGUCACGCGCAGCAUACCGUGAAGUUCAGGAACGGCAUGAAGACAUCAAGCGUAUCGAGCGGACGCUUGCCGAGCUGGCACAAUUGUUCAAUGAUAUGAGCGUCUUGGUUGAGCAACAAGACGAGACUAUCAACACCAUUGAGACGCAGGCUGCCGCCGUAGAGCAGGAUACAGAAGCCGGUCUUGGCUACACGGAGAAGGCAGUGAAGUCCGCCCGCGCCGCCCGCAAAAAGCGUUGGAUUUGCUUCUUCAUCACUCUCAUUGUCCUCGCCGUUAUCGGUAUCGUCGUUGGCGUUGUUGUCAGCAACAACAUCAAGUCCAACAACGGCGGCGGCGGAAGCAGUAACAACAACGGCCAAUAAGCGCGGUGCUCCCCCUCCGUAUAGACAUUAUCUAUCCUCUGGCGACGACCCCCUUCAUGACAUCCAGCUGCGGCUCCCUCUCCCGCGUGUGCAGGCUGCAUAUACCUCUCCCUGCCACAGUAUUACCCCUCACAUUCGUUUUUAUGUGGUCAUCCGUCCGCCCUCUCAUUCCCCGCUUUGCUGGUAGUACAUAGCUCUCGGACCUUCCGCGCAAGAGUUACUCUACUAGUGCUUCUACUGGAUUGGCUCUCAUCUAUCUGUUUAUAUCAUUCCAACGUUUCUCUUGGUAUCUGUUGGUCGCUAAUACUAUGAGGGCGUAUGUACGUGCCUCCGUUAGCAUGA